AUGAAGAAUGGAGAUGAAUCUCUAUCAGGAAAUAAUUUUCAAAAAAAUCAUCAGUCACAUAACACAGCCGCAAAACUGACUAACUUCAGUGAACUUAUUUCUCCAGAUCUCACUAGAAAAGUGGAAGUAAUGACCAAACUCAAAAGUACAGCACGCAAUAGUGAUAGUCAGUCUUUAAGUAAACUGAAUAAAACAUCUGGUGGGAUGUCAAUAAGAACUAUAGACAUGAUAGAUCAUGAAGCAGAUAAUAAAGUUAAUGAAAAUGAAGAAUUUAACUUUAAUAAGCUUAAAGAAUUGUAUAAACAAAUUCUUAUUUGUAUUGGUGAAAAUCCGAAUCGACCAGGACUGAUAGAAACGCCAGCUAGAGCAGCAUCAGCAAUGCUGUAUUUUACUAAAGGCUAUCAAGAUGAUUUGCAACGAAUUGUAAACAACGCAUUAUUUGAUGAAGGUCAUGACCAAAUGGUUAUUGUAAAGAAUAUUAAUUUUUCCUCCAUAUGUGAGCAUCAUCUACUCCCUUUCUCUGGUCAUGUAUCUAUCGCCUAUUUGCCUAACAAGUAUGUCAUUGGAAUAAGCAAAUUAGCUCGCAUUGUGGAAUUAUAUUCACGACGUCUACAAAUCCAGGAAAGACUAACAAAUGAGAUAGCUGACGCUAUAGUUGAAUUACUGAACCCGAUUGGAGUUGGUAUAAUCAUCCAAGCCAAACAUAUGUGCAUGUCAAUGCGAGGUGUUCGUACGUCGACUGCAGUAACUGUGACACAAAAACUAAAAGGUCAAUUUCUAACCGACGAUAAAAUUAGAGGAGAAUUCAUAAGUUUAAUUACUUAA
This is a messenger RNA of Trichobilharzia szidati, 825 nucleotides long. The record is from the annotation of a GenBank genome assembly. NCBI's taxonomy places the organism in Eukaryota, Metazoa, Platyhelminthes, Trematoda, Strigeidida, Schistosomatidae.